Molecule: messenger RNA, 1104 nt
Organism: Culicoides brevitarsis
Lineage: Eukaryota; Metazoa; Arthropoda; Insecta; Diptera; Ceratopogonidae
Gene: mEFTs
Product: elongation factor Ts, mitochondrial
Exons: 3
Coding region: 125-1045 (306 amino acids)
Biological process (GO): mitochondrial translational elongation
Cellular component (GO): mitochondrial matrix
Molecular function (GO): translation elongation factor activity; protein binding
Source: RefSeq, a predicted model, not a curated record
CAAAUUUUGACAUUCAUUUCAUAACCAUUCAAAUCUCACAGAGCAAUUUCUGUGAAAUUUCACCUUUUUUCUUGAAUUUUUCUGUGAAUUUCGGGGUGAUUCUUGUCAAAAGUCUGUUGGAAGGAUGCUGAGCUCUUUGAUGUCUGUUCGGAUGCUCCAUGUUGGUCGAGCAUGUUAUUCCGCAGAAAAAAGUGCAUUAGCUCAUCUUCGGAAGUCGACGGGAUACACGUUUGCCAAUUGUAAAAAAGCACUGGAGUUACAUAAUAAUGACGUGAAAGAAGCCGAAAAAUGGUUGCGUGCCGAAGCCCAAAAAAUGGGAUGGACCAAAGCGCAAAAGGUCGAGGGACGAACAACAGCACAAGGUCUCGUCGGUGUCCUCAUCAAAAACAACAUUGGAGCCCUUGUCGAGGUGAAUUGCGAGACAGAUUUCGUCGCGCGCAACAAAGAAUUCCAAAAUUUCAUCGGAAAAGCGUCGCAAUCGUGCAUCAACUACAUGUCGGCAGUCGAUUCGAAAAAUGUCACAAAAAUCGGAAUUGGCAGUGAUGCCCUGAAAAACAUCAAAUUCACAGAUGACAAAUCUCUCGGUGACCAUUUAGCACUUUUGAUCGGCACUGUGGGCGAAAAUGCGACGCUUAAACGGGCAAUUUGCUACAAAACGCCGGAAAGUGUGAAUCUCGUUGGUUAUGCGCACUCUACGAGCGAACAAGUGCAAAACAACGACGACGGACAACUUUUUGGCAAAUACGGAGCAAUUGCAGCAUUUAAGUCACAGGCGCCAGUCGAUGCGGAAAAGCAGGAACUCCAAAAGAAGAUUUUGCAACACAUUGUCGGCAUGAAUCCACAAAAAGUGGGAAAUAAGGAGCAAGACGAGCCAAAUCCCAGCAAAGAUGACGAAACGUGUCUCAUUUAUCAGGAAUAUUUGCUGGAUCCGGAUGUCGUUGUGGGUGAUUUGCUUGAAGAAAAUGGACUUGAGGUGCUCGACUUCCAAAGAUUUGCAUGCGGAGAGAAUGAUGCAAGUCAAAGUAAUCAAGAGACGUCAAAGUAAAUGUUGAAAAUUGAUUAGAAUCUAAAAAAAAUUAUUAAAAAAAUUCAUAAAUUAGUCAA